Molecule: messenger RNA, 1741 nt
Organism: Manis javanica (Malayan pangolin)
Lineage: Eukaryota; Metazoa; Chordata; Mammalia; Pholidota; Manidae
Gene: RAB42
Product: RAB42, member RAS oncogene family
Molecular function (GO): GTPase activity; GTP binding
Source: RefSeq, a predicted model, not a curated record
UCAGAGCCUCGCGGGCGGCUGGAGGCGAGCCGCGGGCCAUGGAGCAGGGGGGAUGCAGCUACCAGUUUCGCAUCGCGCUGCUGGGGGACGCGGCCGUGGGCAAGACGUCGCUGCUGUGGCGCUACGUGGCAGGCGCGCCCCGGACACCGCAGCCCGAGCCGGAUCCGGAUCCCACGGUGGGCGUCGAGUUCUACAGCCGCAAACUGCAGCUGCCGGCCGGGCCGCCCGUCAAGCUGCAGCUCUGGGACACCGCAGGCCAGGAGCGCUUCAGGUGCAUCACCAGGUCCUUUUACCGAAAUGUGGUGGGCGUCCUACUGGUCUUCGAUGUGACCAACAGGAAGUCAUUUGAACACAUCCGAGACUGGCACCAGGAGGUCAUGGCCACUCAGGGCCACGACAAGGUGAUCUUCCUGCUAGUUGGCCACAAGAGUGACCUGCAGAGCACCCGCUGUGUCUCUGCCCAGGAGGCAGCGGAGCUGGCUGCCUCCCUGGGCAUGGCCUUCAUGGAGACCUCAGCCAAAAAUAACUGCAAUGUGGACCUGGCCUUCGACACCCUGGUGGAUGCCAUCCAGCAGGCCCUGCAGCAGGGGGACAUCAAGCUGGAGGAGGACUGGGGCGGGGUCCGGCUCUUCUAUGACACUCCAAUCCCCAGGUCCCCCAGCAGGAAGCAGCAUCCAGGCCUGUGCCAGUGUUGACUCCAGGAGGGAAGGGCUAAAGCAGUGCCAACCUCAGAAGUGGUGGGAUGGGGAGUAUGUGGAUCUCUCUGGAGGACAAAUGGCACAAUGUAUCCGAAGGGUUAUUAUAAACAAUAGCUUAAUGCAGCCACGCCUUUUGGAUUUGGGGCGGGGGUCACAGAGCUCAGCACUCUUCUGGCAGAAAAGGCCUGAGAGGCCAGGUGUGCAGCCUGGUUCCCAGUUGCCAGUGGGGCUCAUAAAAGACCUCACCCUCUCAGGGGGUCGUGGGCGUGAAGUGGUAGUGGAUGGGAUGUGCCUGACGAGAGCUGGCCACACAGCUCGAAUUCGAUGAAAGGAACUGUCAUCACCACUCUUUCCUCUCUGGCUGGGAUGUGGCCAUUUCUGGGAAGUGUUCCUGGGCUGGGACGCUGAGGUGCUCAGCGUCUGGACGCUGCUGCCCAGGCGAGGACAGGUGCAGGGAAUUUCAGGGUGAGCCUGCCUCAGAGUCCCCUUAGGUCCUCACGCUUGGAUGAGUCUUAACUGGCCCUCAAAUCCAGGGUUGCUGCACGCUGCCCCUACUCCAAGGCCAGGGCCUGGAUCUGGACCUGGAAGGCCGGGAUGAACACGAAUGAGCAGCUCCCUUGUUGGGUACACAGUAGACACUGUGAUUAGCCACCAAGAUCCCCUUCAGGGCCAAAGACCCUAUAGUGCUGCCCCCCCACCCCCCUCCUUUCCCCCAGCUGCUGGGAGGGUUGCCAGAUGAUGGAGCGCAGCUCACAGCACCCUCUGGGGACUGCGCAUCCCUCACAGCAGCCCAUAUCCACCAUCAAUUAGAAGCAGGGGUGAGGGGUGUGGGGGUGUUCAAAGGCCUGCGCCAGCUCUGCACAACUCUGAAGGUCAAAGCCAGCUUCAUCACUCUCCCUGGGAUUGAUUGAAGCCAUUUUUGGGACAACAUCAGAGCUAAAUUCUCCCUCUGUUCAGUCCUCCUUCCUUCUCUUCCUCCCCACAACAGUUACUGAUUUCAAGAAUCCCCUAAUAAAUGUCUGCAUACUAAUCUCCAUUUCAGA